Molecule: messenger RNA, 2388 nt
Organism: Oikopleura dioica
Lineage: Eukaryota; Metazoa; Chordata; Appendicularia; Copelata; Oikopleuridae
Source: the annotation of a GenBank genome assembly
AUGGAGAAGAGCAUCAAUAUUAUUGUAAAUCCUGUAACGGACAACAUGGAAAUUACCCUUUCAAACGUAGACGAGGUCUGGAUGAAGACUUAUUUGAAAUUCUUCUUCAUUUACGUCGAUGACAUCCGACUCGAAUCCGAGCUGGAGAAACUUGGAGAAGAGCGAGCAGAAAGCGUGACAGUCAUUGCCGAGCUGACGAAAGAAGACUGUCUCGCAGCGGAAGAAAAGGCCAGCGAAAGUCUCGCGGAUCGACAGGACUUGAGAAACGUCAACUUGCCAAUUUUGCAUUCGAAGAUUUUCUACUACCCCGACGAGCUGGCGGCUUUUGAUGAUGAUGAACGACAGGAUCUUCUUGAACAAAAUAAGAAAUUGAUGAAGUAUUUUAUUGAGCUUCUCACCAAUGCUAUAAAAGACGCCUUUAACGGGCUACAAAUCAAUAAUAUUGAAUAUACAGGGCUUCGACAAUCCAAGCCGACUUUCUCUAAUAAGGGAUACUCGGAGAAUUAUGGUAAAGGUCAGGUUUCUGAUAUCGUCAUAACACUCUACUCCGAUACUGAAACUGCCGACUUCGAGGGACUCUUCAACAAAACCGUUAACUCCUUCGGACCCGUGAUGGACAAGUUUAUCGCUGAAAACAACAUCACUUUUAUCAAACAAGAAGACGAAAUACAACAUAAAAUUCUACAAAUAAACCAACCACAAAGAACAAGACGUAGCGCGCCAGCAAUUGAUCGGAAGUUUAAAGCAACUGCGAUUAAAUUUACGGAACCGCAAACGAAAAGAAAGUAUGACGGGAUCAAAAAUGGAUUGAUAGCGGUGGUGACAUUUAUGACGUUCAUGUCGGUUUUGACGCUCUACGCGCAGCAGACCUUUCAGCCGCAUUGGUGGAAGCUUCUCAAGCUCGUCAUUCUAAUCGUUGGACUGUACACAAACUACAACAAGCUCAACGUCGCCAUUUCCUACGGCACAUCUGACGGCCUUCUCUACCAGCCCAACAUCUUCGUUCAAGGGUAUUUCUUCGCGAACCCUUUUCUCGGCCUCUUCGCCCUGGCAGUCAAGUGGGUGGUCGUUUUAACCUUCGAAAGCAAGGGAGCCCCGAUUAUGGUUCUUUUUCCGUUGACGAUGUGUAUUGUUGUUUUGCAAAGUUUGACGCUGGAGAUUCCUCAUUUAUUCGUCACCUACUUCUAUAUGACGAGAUUUAAGCCGCCAAACUUCGACAUCCGUAUUUCAGCUGUCAUCGAUGUUGUUCUUCAAGUAGUUCUUGCAUUGUUCAUCGCAUUCUCGCAGAUUUAUGAGUUCCGUAAAUUUGUGGGUACUAUUGAAUGGACCUCCUACGACCCAAAAGCCCUAAAAAUCGACGGAAUUCUCGACAAUGGUGACAUGGAAUUCCUUGCACGAAACAACAGCUACGGUGAACAAAAACGAAACAUCUCCGAUUUGGGGAACUUUGUCAGAAAGACUUUCAAUACGACUCUUUACCGACCGCGGGCGAACAAAUGCGUCUUGACAGAAAUUGGCGACGAUUAUAAAACAUCUUCUUAUCCAGAUCCUUUUUCGGCAAAUUGUUUGAAUGAUACGGAGAACUCUUUUAUGACAUUUUCGCUUAUGGGAAUUUGGACAAUUUUGAGCUUUUUCGUUUUUCUUCGAUACAGCUGGCCUUUUGUUUUGGAAUGGCACGGGAAAGAGAACUUCUUGCCCUUCAUUUGCGGCGAUAGAAGAGGAAAUAAACGAACAAUCGGCACAAAUGUGGCCGAAAGCGAUAUACAGAGGUCUUUCAUCAGGAUGGAAAACCUCGGAGUUUUGGAAAGAAUUUGGUUCGAAGUGAAAAAAGUGACAGUCGAGGACUUGCCGGAAAAUGAACGGCAAAUUGGUAAAAGAAUCGCCGAACGAGAAAUCUACGAAAACAAAGCAAAUAUUUUUUGGGAAACUUUCGACAGUCUUCAGAAAAAAGAAAAGAAACCGAGUUAUUUUUGGUCGUUUCUUGAGAUUCUUAGGGAAAACAUCGAUGAAAAUUUUUCUGGUACUUUUCGUCAAAUACCGCUAAGACGAAAGUUCAAAAAGUACGAAGAGAUUGAGGAAGAACAAGUCGAUUCUUCGCACCUUAUACCUCUCGAAUAUAUCGCGAAAAGACGAUUUGAUUCCGAAAAUGCAAUAUUCUUCAAAUCAUCAUCUCCAACAGAAAUCAUCGAAGUCGUUGGUCAUUCAAAAGUUGGCGAAAUUCAAAAAGCAAUUGGCGCCGUUGACCAAAAUGAGAUUCUAGCGAAGAUAACGAUCGAAGCAGAUCCAUACUGCUCGAUAAAAGAAGCUGGAACGAUGACUCCAAUUUUCAUUGAAAAGAGACAAGUUCAUCAGUCCUAUAUUAUCAGCGCUAUGCUAAUUGAGCCGUGA